This is a messenger RNA of Myxozyma melibiosi, 1464 nucleotides long. RefSeq names its product Adenylosuccinate synthase. Gene Ontology annotation, biological process: IMP metabolic process; 'de novo' AMP biosynthetic process. The transcript is spliced from 2 exons. NCBI's taxonomy places the organism in Eukaryota, Fungi, Ascomycota, Lipomycetes, Lipomycetales, Lipomycetaceae. Gene Ontology annotation, cellular component: cytoplasm. The record is from RefSeq and is a predicted model, not a curated record. Bases 118 to 1392 code for a protein of 424 amino acids. Gene Ontology annotation, molecular function: adenylosuccinate synthase activity; GTP binding.
GCCCGGACUCCACUCUUCUCUGGUCUUUUUCUCGUUCCAAUUGGAGGAUUGUUGUCUUCUUCUUCUUCUCAAUCGCUAGUUCUUCUUCUUCUUCUUCUUCUCUUCUCUACUAUCAUCAUGGCUUCCGUCGUCAUCGGCUCGCAAUGGGGCGACGAAGGAAAGGGCAAGCUCGUCGACAUCCUCUGCGACAAGAUUGAUGUCUGUGCUCGUUGCCAGGGCGGCAACAACGCAGGCCACACCAUCGUCGUCAAUGGCAUCAAGUAUGACUUCCACAUGCUCCCCUCCGGCCUCGUCAACCCCGAGUGCGUCAACCUCAUCGGCUCCGGCGUCGUCGUCCACGUCCCCUCGUUCUUCUCCGAACUCGAGGCAAUCGUCUCCAAGGGCCUCAACGCCGACAACCGCAUCUUCGUCUCCUCCCGCUGCCACCUCGUCUUCGACGUCCACCAGAUCGCAGACGGUCUGCAUGAGGCCGAGCUCUCCGGCGGCGCGCUCGGUACCACCCGCCGCGGCAUCGGCCCAGCCUACUCCACCAAGGCCACGCGAUCCGGCAUCCGUGUCCACCACCUCGUCUCCGAGGAGGACGGUGCGUGGGAGGAGUUUGAGUCUCUCUUCCGCUCGCUCGUGAGCUCGUUCAAGAAGCGCUACGGCGAGUUCGACUACGACGUCGAGGCCGAGCUCGUGCGCUACAAGCAGCUCGCGGUCAAACUGCGGCCCUACGUCACCGACGCGGUCUCGUUCAUGCACGAGGCGCUCGACGCAAAGAAGCGGAUUCUUGUCGAAGGCGCGAACGCGCUGAUGCUCGACCUCGACUUUGGCACCUACCCCUACGUGACCUCGAGCAACACGUCGAUCGGCGGCGUCUGCACCGGUCUCGGCUUGCCGCCGCAGGCAAUCAAGGAGGUUAUUGGUGUUGUCAAAGCCUACACCACGCGAGUCGGCGCGGGCCCGUUCCCGACCGAGCAGCUGAACGAGGUCGGCGAGACGCUGCAGGACGUGGGUGCCGAGUACGGCGUGACGACAGGGCGCAAGCGGCGCUGCGGCUGGCUCGACCUGGUGGUGCUCAAGUACUCUGCGCGGAUCAACGGGUUCACGAGCAUCAACAUCACGAAACUGGACGUGCUCGACGGGUUCGAGGAGAUCAAGGUGGCGGUCGCGUACCACUACAAGGGCCAGCGACUGACCUCGUUCCCGGAGGACCUGCGCGUGGUCGAGAAGGUGGAGGUCGAGUACGUCACACUGCAGGGCUGGAAGACAAGCAUAGCCGAGUGCCGGACUUACGAGGAGCUGCCGGCGGCGACGAAGGAGUAUCUCAAGUUCAUUGAGGAGUUUUUGGGCGUCAAGGUUGGAUAUAUUGGUGUUGGACCUGCGCGGGCGGCCAUGAUUGAGGUGUAGAUGUUGCUGUUGCUGUUGCUGUUUUAUAUAUAUAUUAAAUACAUACACUGCUAGAGUUGCUACUAUAAAUGU